AGACACACCUGGAUGUUUCGGUCAAGAAAGGGGGACAAAGUAUGAACGUAAGCGAUGAUGAUGAUGAGGAUGAUGAAGGUACAUCACUCGCAGAGGAUGAGAGCGAGCUUGGGAAGGACUGUUAGCCGCCUGGUCCUGCUGAGCCUGUGGGCGGCGUCGUUGGGGGCCGGGCUGGCCGGUGCCCACGUCUGCCCAGAGGGCUGCUCCUGCAGUAACCAGUUCAGCAAAGUCAUCUGUACCCGCCACGAGCUUCGGGAAGUGCCCGCCAGCAUCUCCACCAACACCCGCUACCUUAACCUGCAGGAGAACGUCAUCCAGGUCAUCAAGGCCGACACCUUCAAGCAACUGCGUCACCUGGAAAUCCUACAGCUCAGCAAGAACUUGAUCCGCCACAUCGAGGUGGGGGCCUUCAACGGCCUCAGCAACCUCAACACCCUCGAGCUGUUCGACAACCGAUUGACCAUGGUACCCAGCGGGGCCUUCGAGUUCCUCUCCAAGCUGCGGGAGCUGUGGCUGAGGAACAACCCCAUAGAGAGCAUCCCCUCGUACGCCUUCAACCGGGUCCAGUCUCUCCGCCGGCUGGACCUGGGGGAGCUCAAGAAGCUGGAGUACAUUUCGGACGCCGCCUUCGAGGGCUUGAUGAACCUCAGGUACCUGAACCUGGGCAUGUGCAACCUGGUGGAGAUCCCCAAUCUGACACCGCUCAGCCGCCUGGAGGAGUUGGAGCUCUCCGGGAACCGCCUGGAGAUCAUCCAACCGGGCUCGUUCCAGGGUCUGACCAGCCUCCGCAAGCUGUGGCUCAUGCACGCGCAGAUCCAGCUGAUCGAACGCAACGCCUUCGACGACUUGCAGUCGCUGGAAGAGCUCAACCUGUCCCACAACAACCUGACGUCCCUGCCCCACGACCUGUUCACCCCGCUCCACCGCCUGGACCGAGUCCACCUCAACCACAACCCCUGGCACUGCAACUGCGACGUGCUGUGGCUCAGCUGGUGGCUGAAGGAGACGGUGCCCAGCAACACCACCUGCUGCGCCCGCUGCCACUCGCCCGCCAACCUCAAGGCCCGUUACAUCGGCGAGCUGGACCAGAGUCACUUCACCUGCUACGCGCCCGUCAUCGUGGAGCCCCCGGCGGACCUGAACGUGACCGAGGGCAUGGCAGCCGAGCUGAAGUGCCGGGCGGCAACCUCUAUGACCUCGGUCAACUGGAUGACGCCCAACGGCACCCUCAUGACCCACGGCUCCUACCGGGUGCGGAUCUCGGUGCUGCACGACGGGACCUUGAACUUCACCAACGUGACCAUGCAAGACACCGGCCUGUACACCUGCCUGGUCAGCAACUCAGCCGGCAACGCCACGGCCUCCGCCACCCUGAACGUCUCGGCGGUCGACACCACCAACAGCUACAGCUACUUCACCACCGUCACCGUGGAGACGGUCGAGGUGGUGGACGAGCCCAAGGGGGCCGAGUUCGAGCCGGGACCCACGCCCUCGGGAGGCUGGGACGCCUCCUACUCUACCACCUCGCUGGCCCCUCGCAGCACGAGGACCACCGAGAGGGUCUUCACGGUGCCCAUCACCACCGAGGUGAUGGACAACAUCAUGGCCGGGUUGGACGACGUGAUGAAGACCACCAAGAUCAUCAUCGGCUGCUUCGUGGCCAUAACCUUCAUGGCUGCCGUCAUGCUCAUCAUCUUCUACAAGCUGCGGAAGCAGCACCAGCUCCACAAGCACCACGGGCAGGCCAGGACAAUCGAGAUCAUCAACGUGGAGGAGGACCUGGGCGAGCCCACCACCGGGGACAACUGCCUGGCCCUCCCCGCCGUGGAGCACGGGCCCCUCAACCACUACACGGCCUACAAGGCCCACUACAACAACAACACCAGCGCCCUGAACUGCACUAAGAACCCGCUGCACAAUUCCGUCCACGAGCCCUUGCUCUUCAAGUCCAGCUCCAAGGAGAACGUGCAGGAGACGCAGAUCUGAGCUCUCACCUGUGCGCGGUUUCGAGGCAAUGGUUCUUUCCGACGGGACCCGACCACCCACCUCCAUGCCACCCCCC
Messenger RNA from Callorhinchus milii (elephant shark), 2062 nucleotides. RefSeq names its product leucine-rich repeat-containing protein 4B-like. Lineage: Eukaryota; Metazoa; Chordata; Chondrichthyes; Chimaeriformes; Callorhinchidae. The record is from RefSeq and is a predicted model, not a curated record. The coding region runs from base 55 to 1986 and encodes 643 amino acids. Gene Ontology annotation, molecular function: protein binding. The transcript has a single exon. Gene Ontology annotation, cellular component: plasma membrane.